UGCUCUUACGAAGUGAGAAAAAAAACAAUCGAAAAAUGUUGAAAGAAAAUAGGUUCUUUUUUCUGCGAUAUUGCUUCUUAGAGCCGAAAUGAAGAUGUUCUACCCGUUUUCAUUGCUAUUCGGUGAUUGAAAGUCCAAUAAUUCGCAAAAUAACGAGGUGUCUCUACAAAUGAGAUGACAAUUAGUACAAUAACCCUAGUUGAAAAAUUAUCGAAAUCGAAAAUAUUUAGGUCAGUUAAAAUAUAGUUUUUAAUGCUGAAUGUGACGUCUUUUAAUGAAAAGUUUCUCCUCUAUUCGUUUUUUCAUUACUGUUUAAGGACAGAUGAAUUCCAGCUUGCCUGUGUAAACUUUAAAUUUUACAUAUCAAAAUUGUACGAAAACAACGAACAUUUUUUUGGUUUGGUAUCACAACUUUGUCUGACGCAUUUAUGACUCGUAUAAACCACACGACACCAGAUAACUGUGGUGAAUACUUCUUCAUUUUCGUGUUGCAUGAUUUCAAAUAACUGUGCUCGAUAGUGUUCUGUAUGGCAUUGGAGUCAAUUAGCAGGUGCUACGAGGAUAUAUGGUAACCGUAUUAUUUAAUACGAAAUGUGAUCCCUUCAAUGUAUGAAUUGUGUUUUAACUACAAUACUAUUUUUCUCCACAGAUAUGUCCCACGUCUCUAGUUUAGGGUUUAUUUCAUUGUAAAAUUGCUCUAUAUAAAUACAUAAAUACAUGGGCAACAUGUUCCGGGCAAUCAUCGAUAUGUAGAUAUAACAAAUUCGAGAUAUUUUUUUUGGUAAAAAUAUGUUUAAUUAUCAAGUGUUAAAUUAAGUACUUUUAAAACUGCAUAUCAAGGUGAAACAUUUAUUUGGCUACAUAUAUCCUAUUGUUAUUUUCGGCAUAGGAGCAACUGUUUUGUUUUUUAUUUAGUCAGAGUACCUCUACCGUGUGUUGAUAAAUCGGUCACAAUUUCGACAGAUCAACAUACAUAAUAUCGUUUUCUUUUGACUUACUUUAAUAGGAAUGUAGGUUUAAUUUUGGUUCUUGUAACUAAAUAAUGAAUUUGAUUUUUACUUAGUUAUAUGUUAUUAAUGGAUUAUCAAAUGAAUUAGCCUAUGUCCUUUGGAAAACACACCCUAUUAUCCUAAUCCUCACAUCCCGUCGAUGAUCAUGGGUGCGCAUUUCACCGUUUCAAACCCGCGACACCAGUGUAUCCGAAAGAGCGAGAAAAAAUAGGAAGGAGAAGGGAGAUAAGGCUUGAAAGAUGAAAAGAGCGAGAUUCGGUCGUGAGCUGCGGAAGUGUUAGGUCGCAAAAAGUCGAGAGGAAUUUGGAAGUGGAUAUAAUGUUUUUUUCCACGUGCUGUGAACAUUAUCGACGGAAGAGAAGGCCAACGCGAACGAAGACGACCAGAUCGCGGAUCCACCGGGUGCAGCCGGCUGUUAAUUGGGUAAAGGAAACAACCGACGGUUCGUACUUUUUGACCGUUGAAGGGAAUCCGGCCAUCCCGUGUAAGGACCAUCUUUUGGAGUUAGUGGUGAUUCAACCAUUCGAGUGCGAGUGGUGCUGGUGGCCGGCAAGCCCCUCUACGAUAUCGCCGUGUCACACGUGUGCGGUCGAGGGAAGCGAACGUUUUGGAGGGACAUCCCGGUGAGGUCUGGUUGAGUCUGGCCCCCGCUCACCGACGCUUAAGCCGAUGAGCUUUCCCGCCGUAUACGAGCAUCUAAAUGGAGCCGUCCUUUCCAGUUGCAGGAGUAUCCGGAAUCUACGCGUGUUUUGUGACCCUGCACGGCUUUAUUCUCCAGCGAAUUACAGCGGAAUGUUUCGCAUCAAUCUCGCAGUCGCCUUAGUUAAGGGUUCAUCAGCCAUCACAGACGACCAAUACUUGGCAAUCGUUCUCUCUGAAGAGUCCGAUGUUGACGAGGAUAAUAGUUCGUACACUGCAGUGACAUCUGCUGAGCUUAAUUAUCCGUUAGGCUCUACUUUUAAAUAUUUCGUAGUAGCAGAAACAUCUACUCGAUCCCCAGUGCGAAAAAGGUUCAGCACUGCGACGCCCACAAUGGAUAUAAUAACUGUAGUGUGGUACGUUGCAACAUUGGUGGUAUUGAUAUCAUUUUUCGUGGUGAUGGCCUGUGCAGAUACCAGUAAAUGCCUUGCACCCAAACCACCAGAUGAGGAAACGCCUGUACCACCUACUCCGGCACCUUCAUACCGUCUAUUUGCACCUCCCAGUUACGAAUCUGUUAUUCAGAAAAGUUUAGACAGCAUCUACAUCAUUCCGGUGCAUUCUAGUAUGAGCAGCCAAACAAGUUCUCAAUCAACUAGGCACUUGGUUACAAAUCUCCAGGGUGUGAUGGAUCAUAUAAACGAAUCGGGAAGUGCUAGAAGCGAACCUGAAAAUUUUACGUGGUGUGUUACGAAUUCUGAAAAUCGUCUCUCAGUGACUAAUAUUAAUUCAAGUUUGUGCAUAGUGAAUGGCUAAGAAAUCUCAAUGUUGGAUGCACAGUUUACGUGGAUACCUAGUAACCUGAUAUCGAUUGGGAGUCUAACGCAACAAAUCCACGCGUUGUGAAAAACAAUCACUUUGAUUGUUAUGAUGAUUCGACAACACUGUUGCGAAUUUAGGAUUGUCAGAACUGUGUCCCAAAAUAUUACAAUGACGCAUUGAACGCAAUCGCAAUUUCAUGUUUAUGCUAGACGAAGCGACGUAGUGUUGUUCUGCUGAUAAUGAAUAAUAAUUUACCUCGCCGUUAUUUAUUAGAAUAGUGCAAAUCUGAAGUCCGAAUGUAGAACGUAUGUGUAACUGGUUUUUGUUCAGUGUGAGCCAAAGUUAAUGAUUAUUAUACUAGUUAAUUAGUUUACGAUGCAUAUCGCCAUGACUGAGAAAGAAGUGAAGACGAUGUGACUUGAACAGUUUUGUUCCAAUAAACAAAUUAUUGCAAUAAAAAUGUGAUGUGAAUUAUUAAAUAGGUCGUGAUAUUUAUCUGAAAUUGAUUU
This is a messenger RNA of Malaya genurostris, 2980 nucleotides long. RefSeq lists its product as uncharacterized. Bases 1680 to 2465 code for a protein of 261 amino acids. The record is from RefSeq and is a predicted model, not a curated record. NCBI's taxonomy places the organism in Eukaryota, Metazoa, Arthropoda, Insecta, Diptera, Culicidae. The transcript is spliced from 3 exons.